AUGGCGCCCGCGUCGCCGCGUCGGAGCGCGCGACGCCGCCAGGGCGUCGACGAGUUCGGAAGAGCGCUUCGCGACCGCUCGCCGAGCCCGGAGAGCCCGCCCCGGCGCGACGCGCGCGACGGGUACACGUCCAGAUCCGCGAGCCCCCGUCGGCAUCAUCAUCGUCGUCGCCGCGCGUCGCCGCCGCCGUUCGAAAGAGACGACGCCUCGCGCCAGCAGCAGCGCGGGCUCGGGUACGCCGAGCCCGAAGGAUGCCGCGACGGUCACGACGACGACCGCGACGACGCGCCGAACGCGCACAGAGCGGACGGGCUCCUCCGCGCGGGGCCGCGCGAUGAUGGCAUUCAUCGGCGCGGCGACCAGCACGACCGUCGUCGCGGCCGCGAUGAUGAGAUCUCGUCGUCGAAGAGGAAGCGCGGGGGGAGCCCGUCGCGCUCGACGCGCGCGAUCCCGGAGGAGGCCGCCGCCGGUUCGAUCCCCGCCGACGCCGCGAUGCCCGCGGAGGGGCCCGGGCGGCACCAGGCGCUCAUGCCGCCGCCGCCGAAGCCGCGACGCGUCAGGGAUCCGAUCGUCAACCUCGGGUGGACCGCGGAGUCGGGGAUCGCGGGACAGCGGCCGGAGAUCAAGGACGUCAGCGGCGCGUCGCUGGACGAGAGGACGCUGGUACCGCUGAGGGAGAGUUUGGAGGAAGAGCGGAGGAAGGCGAGGGAGGAGAAGGAGGUCGCGCUCGAGGCGGCGAGGAGGGUGAGUUUGGUAGGCGGCGAAGGAGAGGGCGGAGAAGAGGCAGAAGAAAAAAACCAAAAAAACCAAAAGGACCAAAACCAAAACGCCGCCGCGGGCGCCGCCGCCGCCGUCGAUCCCAUGGCGCUCCUCGAGGCGAUGCCGAAGAAGCAGCGCCUCGGCGGCUCGCGCGGAAAAGCCCUCCGCGAGGAGCUGCGGCAGUUCGGGAAGAGCGAGCGGAGCAAGAACGAGGGCGUGGACGAGCGCGCGCGGAGGGAUCAGGCGGCGCGUCUGGACACGUCCAGAAGGGCGGUGACGGCGGCGUUGGAGAGAAAAGCGAAGCUGUACGAAAAGUUGAGCCGCGGGGAUUUCGGCGGGGACGACGUCGACGUCGCGCGGUUCGACGUGGACUUCGAGAUGAAAGCCAGGGAGGAGAGGCGCUUGAGGGAGGAGAGUGCGAACGAUAAUCGUAACGGUGACGCGUCGACGGUUACGGGAGCGGCGGAGGGCCCGCGGCGGACGACUUCGAAGCCGUGGAAACCCGUCGUCGCGCCGAACGGAAAGACGUACUACUGGAACGUGAUCGACGGCGCCACGACGUGGUGCGUCCUGUCAUCACACUGGUCCCCAUACGACCGCGUCGGCGUGGUGAACGCCAAUCCUUAA
This is a messenger RNA of Micromonas pusilla CCMP1545, 1386 nucleotides long. RefSeq lists its product as uncharacterized. Lineage: Eukaryota; Viridiplantae; Chlorophyta; Mamiellophyceae; Mamiellales; Mamiellaceae. The transcript is spliced from 2 exons. Gene Ontology annotation, molecular function: protein binding. Bases 1 to 1386 code for a protein of 461 amino acids. The record is from RefSeq and is a predicted model, not a curated record. Gene Ontology annotation, cellular component: nucleus.